Molecule: messenger RNA, 1161 nt
Organism: Saprolegnia diclina VS20
Lineage: Eukaryota; Oomycota; Saprolegniomycetes; Saprolegniales; Saprolegniaceae
Exons: 2
Coding region: 1-1161 (386 amino acids)
Source: RefSeq, a predicted model, not a curated record
AUGGGCAAAGAGACACCCAUGGCGCUUACACGCGCCGAGUCUGUCAUGAUAGCUUCCUACGUCGUGGACCUCGAGGUCAAGGAGCGUGUCCUCAUGGUCACCAAGUGGGCGGCGCGCCAAGUGGUGCUCACGGGCCAAACCCUCGAGGUCAUGGACGGCGAGAAGCUCAAGUUUGCGUGCAACACGACCUACUGCACGACGCGGCUGCUCGAGCCGCUUGAUGCGAGUCGCCUCUUCCCGUUCCAGCUGCUCGAGCACGGCAAGGUCAAGUUGACGCUCAACGCGCCCACAUCGUCGGCCCGCGAAGACUUUUUGUCGCACUUGGAAAAGUCGGUCGUCUCAGACACGUGGGCGGUCGAGACCAAGGACACGUGGGACUCAUUUCUCUCGGUCGCCGUCGCCAUAAACGAGAAGAAGACGCUCGAAGGCAAGCUCAGCGUCAAGCCCUCCAACGUCUCGAUCCAACAAGUCACGCAGCACAUGCUCGACAUGAAGGAGGUGUACGACGUCGUCGCCGGCCUCCCGGAUGUCGACAGUCUCUACGAGCUCUUCUUGAGCCUCGAGCGCGACUACAGCAACGGCGUCUUGGGCAACUUUGCGCACACUGUGCAUUUGCUGCAUCCCGUUAUGUACAGCAAGGGCCUCAAGGCCGGAACCCCGCUCGUUGACACUCUCACGCGCUGCCCUCACGUAUCGUGCGGCGCGGCGCUGCCCUUGCCCACGGUGUACCUCAUGCACAUCCGGAGCCAAGCCAUCAACUGUCCGUCGUGCGGCCGUGGCGUCCUCUACGAGACGUUCAACCUCGCCGCCUUUGUGAAGAACAACCCGUCUUUCACAGUCAACUGCACGCUGCGCAAUGCCGCCGUCGAGUACGUCGUGGCCGUGCCCGACGUGCCUGGCAACGGCACUUGGGCGACGUUCGUCGUGCAGCUGCAGCACAACAUUGCUGCUGGCGCCUCGGCGGCAAGCACGGCGGGCGUGGCGACGAUGCGGUCAACCAUCCAAGCGGCGGUCAAGGCGUACCGUCAGAACGUUCUCGGGCGCUUCCACCUCGACUUGGUCCAAGGCAUGUUCCGGCAACUCGAUUUUGUCAACAAAAUGUGCCCGCAUUUCGAGUACUGGACGCAUCCCGAUGUGAUCACUGCUUUAUGCACCUCAUGA